Triplophysa rosa is the source of this 2373-nucleotide messenger RNA. RefSeq names its product fatty acid hydroxylase domain containing 2 (gene faxdc2). The record is from RefSeq and is a predicted model, not a curated record. The transcript is spliced from 8 exons. The coding region runs from base 1 to 1011 and encodes 336 amino acids. Gene Ontology annotation, biological process: sterol biosynthetic process. NCBI's taxonomy places the organism in Eukaryota, Metazoa, Chordata, Actinopteri, Cypriniformes, Nemacheilidae. Gene Ontology annotation, molecular function: C-4 methylsterol oxidase activity; iron ion binding.
AUGACAGCCCAGCCCAAAGUAUAUAUAAUAGUUGUCCUUCUUUCUAAGGAAAAUACUGGAGGACUUUGGGAUUCAUUGAAGAAAGCAGCUUUUGUCAUUGGAUCUGGACUUUUCUUCCUGGUCGCAUUUAGGAACUCCGUAACAUGGCAUUUGCAGAAGUUUUGGGGAGCAUCUGGAGAUUUCUGGCAGACACAGUGGACUAAACUUCACUUGGCCUUUGGUGAAAAUGAGGCUGCCUUGUUUUUUAUUGGAACCAUGUUGGUACCCACUCUUUCUUUUUGGUUGUUUAAUGCCCUCCUGAUGGUGGUUGACACAACUGGGAAACCAAACUUCAUCACUCGCUAUAGGAUACAGGCGGACAAAAACAAUCCGGUGGAUUCGACCCGGUUGCGUCAUGCAGUGAAAAAGGUGCUUUUCAACCAGGUCUUUCUGUCAGGACCGCUGGUGGUGCUGACCUACAUAGUGAUGAACUGGCGUGGCAAGCCGUGUGCUCCUGAGCUGCCCACUUUUCACUGGGUCCUGUUGGAGCUGGUGUUCUGUGGCCUUAUAGAGGAAAUACUGUUUUACUACACUCACAGGCUUGUUCACCACCCAUCGCUCUAUAAGAGCAUCCAUAAGAUCCAUCACGAGUGGACGGCUCCUGUUGGAGUUGUGGCGCUCUAUGCGCACCCAGUGGAGCAUGUGUUGUCUAAUAUGCUGCCGGCUCUGAUUGGUCCAGUGCUGCUGGGCUCACAUCUGGCCACCACCAGCCUCUGGUUCACCAUCGCUUUACUGGUAACAACAGUGUCACACUGCGGUUACCACCUGCCCCUGCUGCCCUCGCCAGAGUUCCACGACUUCCACCACCUCAAGUUCAAUCAGUGCUAUGGAGUGCUGGGUGUGUUGGACAGGCUCCACGGGACAGAUGACAAGUUUCGUAAUUCAAAGGCAUACGAGCGACACACUGUAUUACUGAGUCUGACCCCUUUGAGCGAGAGCAUACCCAGUGAUGCAAAGAAAUCACAAGACUGACCUUGGUACUCAAUAUCUUUGUGUUUUCACCUUUGGACAUGUGUUGUUAUAGUCUCCAAGGCUUUAUAAAUUGACCAAGAUGUUUGCCAACAUCAGCAAGUAUAAUGGAUCUGAAUUCACAAUCAGUUACUGUACUAUGGGCCCAUAUUCCUGCUUUUAUCAAUCUUUAUUGCUGUAUUAAGGUUCAGAUUUUGUCUUUUAACCUAAAGAUUUUUAAUAUUGUCAAGAUCAAGCGCAUUCAGUUCAUCCAGAUCGGCUCUGUUGAUUUUGCACUGUCAUUGUAUGAGUUCAGGGUUCACGUUCUGUUUUUCUGCACUCAAAUGACCUGCUGUCAUGAAGAGAUAUCCUCACAAAGCAUUCUUUCGCAAGAUGUUCUUGUACAAGUAGGGAAGUGAGGGAAUGGUGUGUUUUACUGUUAAUUCUCAGUGUCAUAACUUUUUUUAGGGGGGGAAUGGUUUUUGCAAUGCUAAGACUUAUGAUUGAUGCUAUACGUUAAUUCUUAAAAUGUACUAACAGAAAUAACAUAACAAUUGUCUAAUAGUUGUACACAUAACUGACCAAAUCCUAAUAUAAAUAUUACUUGUAUACAAAAAAUAUUAAAAUUACUACGCCACAAUUUCUAGAUUAUUUGGCCGUGAUAACCAGCUGGACUUGUUUGCAUUAAUGACUUAUUAAUGACAUUCAUAAUAUGCAUUAGUUUGUAAUAGUGUAUUUUGACCUUUAAACAUGUAGUGCUGUAAUGAAAAAUAAUAAAUUACCAACACUCUACAUUGUGCCCCUAAGUAAAGAACUUUGAACCCCCUGAACUUUGCCUGCACUCCUUUAUUUUUGAUUGUGCCCCUAAAUGUUAUACUUUUUGAUAUCAAAAAUCAGUUCACAAUUUAGCAUCUUCAGUGUUUGGCCAUAUUUGGCUCCACAAUAUUUGUCAGAUCUUUUAGUACCCUACACCCCAGCACGUAACCUCCAUUCUACUGGAGCUGGUCUUUUAAUGGUCUCGACAACUCGCUUAAAAUCUAUGGGUGAUGGGGCUUUUUCCUCUCUGGGCCCAAAGAGAAAAAUUGAUGUCUUAUGCUGCUAUACCUCACACCGUGCCACUAGCAAGCAGAUGAAGAAAUGCAGUCUGAGCGAGGGGUGUUUCUCCUCUGAGAUAAGAAAUGCAGAAUCUCUUAAUAUUUUUAAAUCCUCUCUUAAAACUUACUUUUUUAGGGUAGCUUUUAUGUGAGAUAUGUGAGUGCCUUGUUUUUAUUUAUAUUUGCAUUGUAUAAUUUGUUUGGUGAAAUUGCUUGUUUUUCUUUUUGUUUUUAUCUUGUUGUAUUUGAUUUCUAGUAUAUGUUGAAUUUUUGUCCCUCUAUUUUUACUUAU